AUGCCUCCGAAGAGGUCAAGACCGGCUCAGGGUGCGGGCAAACGAAAGCCCAUACAAGGUCACGCCUCCAAUGCUAAGCCGACAACUAGCGCUCCCGUACCCCUUGACCUCCAGCAGUUGUUGCUCAACAUUUUCAAGGACUCCUUCGCUGGGCGCCUUGAAUCGGACAUUCAUCCUUUGCUUCAGGAGGUAAAGGGCCAUUUGUACAACCGCGACUUUCGCACUGCCUUUGGGAGGGAGGAUUAUCUCGAGGCGUACGCCGCAAGGUGGAGUCCAUCCAGAGCACUGGGGUACCUACAGGUCCUGGUGGAACUGGAGGAAGUAAAGAAUAUCCUCGGAUCAUCCGGUGAACAUGUUCAAAAAGUGGUUUGUGUUGGAGGAGGCGCCGGGGCCGAGAUUGUCGCACUCGGCGGAUUUUUGAACUACCAACGGCUUGCCACAAAUGGAGAAAGCGAGAAGACAAGCGUCAAGUUGGACAUAGUGGCCAUUGACAUAGCGGACUGGUCUUCAAUUGAUGCCACUUUGUUGCAGAAGAUUAUUACUCCGCCUCCACUUUCAAAGUACGCCUCGGCCGCUGCACAGGCUGCCAACAUGCCACUGCUGGAACCUGAAGACUUCAAUGUCACGUUUCAUCAACUCGAUAUCUUAAACGCGGGUCUAUCGGUUCUGAAUCCACUUCUCCAGGGAGCUUCUCUCGUCACGAUUAUGUUUACUUUAAACGAGCUUUAUUCGACUUCCAUCUCAUUGACACAGAAGUUUCUGCUGAAUCUCACCUCUUGCCUACCCGAAGGCGCACUUCUGCUGGUUAUUGACAGCCCUGGGAGUUAUUCUACAGUAACUCUCAAUGGUGCCGAAAAGAAGUAUCCUAUGCAAUGGCUGCUGGACCAUACUCUUCUCCGACAAGAACCAAAAUCCGGAGCGGCACCUUGGACAAAGCUUACGGAAGACGAGUCGAAGUGGUUCCGAUUGGAUGAUGCAAUGAGCUAUCCAAUAGAGCUGGAGAACAUGCGAUUCCAGCUGCACCUCUACAAGAGAACGGUGUGA
Westerdykella ornata is the source of this 1044-nucleotide messenger RNA. RefSeq lists its product as uncharacterized. The coding region runs from base 1 to 1044 and encodes 347 amino acids. The transcript has a single exon. The record is from RefSeq and is a predicted model, not a curated record. Lineage: Eukaryota; Fungi; Ascomycota; Dothideomycetes; Pleosporales; Sporormiaceae.